This is a messenger RNA of Penicillium macrosclerotiorum, 4665 nucleotides long. Its product is annotated as transcriptional regulator SIN3. Lineage: Eukaryota; Fungi; Ascomycota; Eurotiomycetes; Eurotiales; Aspergillaceae. Gene Ontology annotation, molecular function: transcription corepressor activity. Gene Ontology annotation, cellular component: Sin3-type complex; chromatin. Gene Ontology annotation, biological process: negative regulation of transcription by RNA polymerase II. Bases 1 to 4665 code for a protein of 1554 amino acids. The record is from RefSeq and is a predicted model, not a curated record. The transcript has 11 exons.
AUGAACUCGGGGAACGAUUCCUGGCACUCCUCUGCGGGUGGGCCUCCAUCACACCCUGGCAUGGAUCAGAUGAAUCAACAACCUCGGCCCUUGGGGUCAUUUAGCCAAAAUCCUUCUCAGCAAGGCCCGGCGUCGCAGCCCUCUGGCCCCGUCCUCCCUCCCCCAGCCGGUCCUUACCAUACCCCCGGCCAGUCGGGCGGCCACUCUCUCCCCGGCCUGGCCGAACUGAGCCAGAGCCACGGGGCUCCGCACCAACCUUCGAGCUAUGGGCCACACCCACCCGGGCCGUCUCAUGGCUCGGGCCAUUCCCUUCCCGGCAUUGGCCAGGCUAUGUCACACGCCUCUCCCCAGUCUUUGAACCGCGAGCGAGAGCGGGAUUCUAGGGAACGCGAGAUGCUUGAGCGCCAGCGCCAAGAAGGCAUGGCUCAUCGGGAGCGUGAACAGCGUGAACGGGAACAAAUGGAGCGCCAGCAGAUGGAGCGCCAACGGGGCGAUCAUCAUCCAGUCCAGAGCCACACCGGCUCUAUCCCUCUCCAUCAGCCUGUGGCCUCCAAAGUCCCCAACUCCAUCCACGGUCCCAAUGGCCUUCUGUCAAACCUUGGAGCCAACCCACCUAAUGGCCCACAGGGUAAUGUACAAUCCUCUGGAGGUCCAGGGGGCCUUUUUGGUGGCCCACAGAUGCAACAUGGUGAGGGAACACCACGCUCAUAUAUGCAGCAUCCAGGAGCGCCUCCGAUGAUGGGAUAUAACGGGCCAGGCCAGCAGAUUCCUGGAAAUGUUGCAGCACUAGCUCAAGGCCAACAGCCAAUCUUGAACGAUGCCCUUAGCUAUCUGGAUCAAGUGAAAGUAAGGUUUGUGGAUCAGCCUGAUGUGUACAAUCGGUUCUUGGACAUUAUGAAAGAUUUCAAGAGUCAAGCCAUUGACACACCCGGUGUUAUUCAACGGGUGUCGACUCUUUUUAACGGCCACCCGGCUCUGAUUCAAGGCUUCAACACCUUUUUGCCUCCCGGUUACCGCAUUGAGUGCGGCACCGAAGAUAAUCCAGAUGCAAUCAGGGUUACUACGCCAUCCGCUCAAAUGAACUGGGCCCCUCCGGUGGAGUUGGCCCUCACGGUCGUCCCGACUAUUACGAAGCUUCACGACCUGGAUGGCAACAACAAGCACAACAACCGCAAGGUCACCAGCAAGGUGCGCCUGGAUCGCCCUGCUCCGGAUCACCAUUUUGGAUUCCAGAACCAGGAGGCCCAGGGCGCCGCGGCAUUGACUCACCAACAAGAUCACCGCGGCGUUGCACAACUUCAAGGUGCAGCCUCUGCGGCCUCUGGUCUUGGAAGACCAUCCUUGAUGUCCGUAUCUGGCGCCGCAUCAAACGCCAGCUUGACUCAGCCGAUGAACAGCUUGGCUGGUGUAGGAGGCAUGCUUCAGGGAGGUCAUGGUGACUUGAACAAGCGUGGGCCUGUCGAGUUCAACCACGCAAUCAGUUACGUGAACAAGAUAAAGAACCGCUUCUCCAGCGCGCCCGAGAUUUACAAACAGUUCCUUGAAAUACUGCAAACCUACCAGCGCGAGUCAAAACCGAUCCAGGACGUUUAUGCGCAAGUCACUCAACUCUUCAACACCGCUCCCGACUUGCUGGAAGAUUUUAAGCAAUUUCUUCCUGAGUCUGCAGCUCAUGCGAAACAACAACAGCAACAGCGUCUCGCUGAGGAAGCCAUUCCAAUGAGCAAUCUGCGCGGUGAUCCAAUGGGUGGUCCCUCCCAGACUCCCAAUCGUGACGUGAAGAUGCCUCCCAUGGGUAAUUUUCCCAUUCCCGGCAAAGACUCUGGAAAGGAGAACAAGAAACGACGAGCCGGCCCUGGCAUUAGUAUCUCCUCUGUUUCUGGGCCCUCUGGUGUUGAUGCAGCUCGCAUGCCCGAUAAUAGGGCCGGGCCUCAGGCGGCUCAGUUCGCAAAUGGCAAUAAGAGACAAAAACAUUACCAUGGCAAGCCUUCUGGUGCGGAUAUUCCUAACGUCUCUCCAACUUUGAUUCCUGCGCUUCCGGAGCCUGUUCCUCCUAGUGUGCAGACGACCCCAAGCCAGGAAGAGAUCGCUUUCUUCGACCGUGUGAAGAAGUUCAUCGCCAACAAGCAAACUUUCAGCGACUUCCUGAAGCUUUGCAACCUGUACACAAACGACUUGAUCGAUCGCUUCGUCCUGGUCAAGAGAGCAGAGGGUUUCAUCGGCUCUAAUGCCGAGCUAAUGAGCUGGUUCAAGCGGUUCAUGAACGUCGAAGAACCCGAGGAUAAGACCAUCGACCCCAAGCCCAAGACAGAGGCGGGUACGGUCAACCUUGCGCACUGUCGGUCUCUCGGACCCAGCUACCGUCUCCUACCUAAGCGUGAGCGACAGAAGCCAUGCAGCGGUCGUGACCAACUUUGCUUCGAGGUUCUUAAUGACGAAUGGGCUUCACACCCUACUUGGGCUUCUGAGGAUUCUGGUUUUGUUGCACACCGAAAGAAUCAGUAUGAAGAUGCCUUGCACCGUAUUGAAGAGGACCGCCACGACUAUGACCACCACAUCGAGGCCUGCACUCGUACCAUUCAACUGAUUGAGCCAAUCUGUCAACAAUUUCUUCACAUGUCUGAAGGCGAGCGCGCCAACUUCAAGCUCCCUCCUGGACUUGGUGGUCAAAGUGAGGCUAUUUAUCAGCGAGUGAUCAAGAAGGUCUACGAUCGCCAGCGUGGUGAGAAGAUCAUCCGUGACAUGUUUGAGCGUCCGUGCCAGGUCCUUCCUGUUGUACUCUAUCGUCUGAAGCAGAAGCUCGAGGAGUGGAAGGCCUGCCAGCGUGAGUGGGACAAAGUCUGGCGCGAGCAGAUGCAGCGCGCGUACUGGCGCAGUCUCGACCACCAGGCUAUCGCUACCCGGCAAACUGACAAGAAGCUGUUCAUUGCCAAGAACAUCCAGCAAGAUCUCCAGGCUAAGUUUGAGGAGACUCAGACUAUGCGCAAGAGCGGGUUGACCCCUCGUAAAUACCAGGCGGAGAUGAAGUUCCGUGAUAUGGAUGUCCUCCUGGAUACCACUCAUCUACUCUGCUUGUACAUUGACCGCAGUACUUCUGGCUUUGGCGCGGAGCCUCAACGCUUGAUCAACUUUGUCAAAGAUUUCAUUCCUGUCUUCUUCGGGUUGGACCGUGAGACUUUCCAUGAUUAUAUGGAUGAACUCUCGGUGAGCGCUACUCCCGCCGAAGAACUUGAGGAUAACUUCCCUGGCGAUGAUGCCUCUAAUGUCAGCCGGAAGGUUGUCAACACGCAGAAGCUGGAUCUCUUGCGUGAUACUCUCGAGCGCAAACUGGAGAAAGGCGAUGAUUUGAACCAGAGCAAGGAAGUUGAAGUUGCGCCGGCCCUGCCUGUGACCACCCAGCUCGCUACCCCUGAUGUGCGAGCCACAUCUGCGGCUGUCUCUGAGCCUGAGGAUACCUUUGAUGUGGCAGAGCUGAAGUGGAUGGAGCACCCAGGAAAUGGCAAUUUCAACCUGGAGCGCGAGUACACUCUGAAUGAGACCUACAAGAAGACGGAGCACCAGAUGUACUGCAACCUCAACAUCCUCUGCUUCCUCCGGACUUUCGAGAUUCUCUACGCCCGCCUUUUGCGAAUCAAGGAACAGGAAGAAGAUGCCCACGAGCAGGUCCGCCGGGGUCUUCUGCCCAAGCCCGCAAACGACCUAUGUCUGAUUGAUCGCUUCCCUGGUGACUUCUUCUAUGACGUGGAUUCCAAGGCGAACCUGUACAAGCAGAUCGUACGCAUGUGUGAGGAGGUCAUCCGCGGCGACAUUGACCAGAUUCACCUCGAGGAGACGCUGCGCCGCUUUUACAUGCAGAGCGGCUACUUGAUGUAUAAUCUGGAGCGGAUCUUUUCUUCAAUCACCAAGUUUGUGGCGUCUAUCUUUACCGGGGACUCGCGCGAUCGCAGCUCUGAUAUUGCCAACCUCUUCUUCAAGGAGCGAGAGAAGGCAGAGACCACCCACCACCAGGAGAUGCAGUAUCGUAAGCAGGUGGAGAGAUUAAUCAAGGAUGGAGACAUCUACCGUGUAACCUACUUCACCAACGAUCGACGGGUUACCGUGCAAGUGAUGACCACUGAGGAGGCUACGUUCGACAGUGCAGACUUGAGCUCGGAGGCACGCUGGUCAUACUACGUGACGGCGUUUUCGAUGCGCGAUCCAACUGAGGGCGUCCAGUUCUCCGAGAUGCGCAUGCCGUUCCUCAAGCGCAACCUGCCGGGCAAGCUGGACGAGGACGAGGAGUACGACCGGUUCUAUCGGCCCCCCAGCCAUGACUGGUUCUGGCGCUCGUCUGCUCCACUUCCUGACAACGAUGCUGACCCGGAGACCAUCCAGGCCCGGGAAGAAGAGCGCACGAAGGAGAAGGCCGCUGUGCGCGAGAAGCGUCAUGAUCGCUUCGUUGAGAAGUUUGUCAAUAACCCUAGCUGGGCCCGUGGUUUGAGUAAGGACAAGGUCGACGAGUCCAACCAGCGUUUCCGCUCCUGGUUGAACGGUACCCUCGAGAAGGAGAAGUCUACUCCUGCCGAGGAAAAGGAAGACCCCACUGCUAAGGAGGACUCUGUGCAGAAGACCGAGCAGGCUGAUACCGAGAUGGCUGACGCCGAGCCGGCCGUCGCGGAGGCGUGA